UGUCAAACAUUUAUUUCGAUUGAUAAAUUAUUGAAGAGCCUGUUAAACUGACUUUGAGGAUCUGCAGUUAAGCAAAAUUAAUAAUAAAAGCGCACAAGUCCAAACAAGCUUUUGCAUUUGCUCCAUCGCACGCCGAUGAGUGUGAGUAUAUUCCGCAGCCUGGCUCAAGUGGUUCCUCGAGUGAGUCAGUUAAAUUGAACAAAAUAAAAAAAGUGCACUCUGUGGCAGCUAAGUUGGCAUAGGCUCUAAUAGAAUUUCAAAUUAGUAUUGAUUGAAAACUAUCAAAAAAUAAAAGGAAUUUUGUUUAAAAUUUUCUCAUGAAGCCAGAGUUGUGUGCGUGAUUUAAAAGCCUUUCAUAUAAAUUGAGCGCAAGUAUAACAAACAAAUAAAAAAAUGUGGUUACAUUGUUGUUGGAAUAUGAUGGGGCCAGCACGAUUACUAAGACUGUGUCUCUUUCUUUUGCUGAUCAUUACCAUAGUUGGUGCAGACAUAUCGACUGUUGAACGAAUACGGAAACACAAAGAAUGGCUGAACCAACGAAAACAACAGAAGAGCAAUCGGUUAGCGUUGCUCGUGAAUCAUCCGAAAUCUAACUACGAAAUGGCUAAUCUAUGGCGCUAUCCGAAACCAGGGCUUGAAACGAGUGCAAAUGAGGUUUAUCCAGAAAGCGAAGCUGUAGCUACAGACAUACAACAACAACCACCUACUACAACAACGCCAACUACGUCAACGCUAUUGAUCACAACAACAAAGGGGCUAGAGACCACAUCAGCUGGAACUACAAUUGGCAACAGCGAGGUUCAAACAGUAUUAGCCGCCACGCCCACCACGGCGGCAGCCAUAACCACAACCACAACCGCAACAACUACAAUGCAGCAACCGACAACAGAGUCUUUUAAUGUUUUAAAUGAUUUGAAAACAAGAACAGUAACGCCAACCGCGCGAGGGGCAAGUGUACCCGAAGCGCCUAUUAUUAGCGAUAAUGUUGUGACUGAGACGCCUAAAAUUGUAGUUAGUACGAAAACCACUACGGUAAGGACAACCACAACGACAAGCACUGAGUCACCACAGAGCACAGCUGUUGGAAAUGUGUCUGAUUUGACGACAAGCGAAAGCUCAGCAGUGGCAAGCACGAAGCGACCGAACGCUGGUCCACGUCAACGUCCCUACCCGCGCUGGGGCACUUGGGGCAAGUGGGGUGAUUGCUCACGCAGUUGCGGUGGCGGUGUACGCUUUCAACAGAGGAAAUGUAUUAAUCGCAACUCCUCGACCGGCAAACGUUAUAUCAGCAAUGCGUGCAUUGGCGUCUACAGGCGUUAUCACAUCUGCAACGAGCAGCCUUGCCCUGCUGCGCUCGCGGACUUUCGCGCUGUGCAAUGUGCCGCUUUCAAUGAGGUCGAUUUUCAGGGACAAAAAUACACGUGGGAGCCAUAUAUCAAAGAGGAUGCCGAAUGUGAGCUGAACUGCAAGCCAAAGGGUAUGAAAUACUUUGCCACACUCAACUCGUCGGUUAUUGAUGGUACGCCGUGCUUCAGGCCAGCUGAAUAUUAUCGCUCAAAUUAUAGACAGCGUGCGAUGUGUGUGGAGGGAGUUUGCAAGGCCGUUCAUGCCACUGGAAUCAUCACUGGACUUUCUGCUAACAGCGGUUCAGUUAGCUGUGGCGGUUUGAUUUGCCGACCAAUUACGGGUAUCUUUACUCGCGAUCCUUUACCAGAAGACGCUUACGUGCAUGUCGCUACAAUACCAGCAGGUUCUUCAAAUAUUUCAAUAACUGAGCUGGGGAAUAGCAUAAAUUUACUAGUGCUGCGAACACCCGAUCAGAAAUAUAUAUUCAACGGCGAUAAUGUGGCUUCAGAUAGUGGCGCUUAUGAAGCGGUGGGAGCGGUAUUCGACUACCAUCGUAUAGAUGGACUACAGCAUGGCGAUGGUGUUACCGAAUGGAUUACUUGCUUGGGGCCCAUAAGAGAUAUGCUGGAGUUAAUGAUAUACAGCAAAUCUUCGAAUCCGGGUAUCAAGUAUGAGUAUCUGCUGCCUAUCACAUCAGACUCCGAGGAGAAUGAGUUAUCAGUAGAAAGUGACGGGUUCUUGAAAAACGGUCCAGAAGAGAGUUUUGCAAGCAAUUCACGUUCCGGUCGCAGACGUCGCUUCAACUGGAAAGUAGUUGGCUUCAGCGCCUGUUCCAAAACUUGCGGUGGCGGCAUACAAACACCGAUUGUGCGCUGUGUACGCGAGAAUCCCGUUCGCUACUAUUCGCAACGCCGUUGCAUGCAUUCGGAAAAACCAAUGCUGAAUGAAAAUUUGCUGCGCUGUAAUACCCAGCCUUGCCCCGCUUAUUGGCGCAUCGAGGAUUGGAGCGAGUGCCAUUGCCAACAGGGUGAAGGUUAUCGUGAGCGCGAUAUAAGCUGUGUGCAAGAACUUGCUUCCGGUAUUGUGAUACACGUUGACAACUCAGCGUGCAUCGAUGAGAUGCCGAAUCCGCGCAAACAAUGCGACUGCCCAAAGAAUAGACGACGCACACAUGCUGCCCGCUAUCGUAUGGCGCAUACGGGCGCAAACGGUACUAAUCAUCGUGGGCGCGACAAGAAUGACAAAUCUGGUAUUUGGCUAAUGUCCGAUUGGAAUCAGUUCUGUUCGGCUGACUGUGGCUCAGGUGUUGAAUAUCGCACGAUAUUCUGUGAUCGUACAAAGCCGAAUACGGAUCGCUGUGACUCGCGUGCCACGCCAGAAAUCACUCGUCCAUGUGAACGAGAACGUGAUUGCGAUAAAGGUGAAUGGUUCGCAGGGCCGUGGUCACCAUGCAAUGGAAACUGCUUCAAUUUGACACGCAGUCGUGCCGUUUAUUGCAUCCACAAUCAUGAAAUAGUUAAGGAUGAGGAUUGCAAACCUGAACUAAAACCACAGUUAGGCGAGAAUUGCUCGCAUGAAGAAGUGGAAUACUGUGGACCACGUUGGCAUUACUCUGAGUGGACGGAGUGUUCGAAAUCGUGUGAUGGUGGCACUCAACGACGUUCAGUCAAAUGCUUAGAGUACGACGAACGCGAGGCUGUAAUGCGUGAGUCGGCGAAGUGUCGGUAUUCGCUGCGUGAGCCGAUCUAUCGCAGCUGCAACACCCAAAGAUGCGAUGAGCCCCAUCUAGAGCUGCUGCAAAAUGAUGUGGCGGUCUCGUGUGUGGAUGAGUUCAACAACUGCCAGUGGGCUGUCAAGGCGAAGCUCUGCAAUUACGAUUACUACAAGCAAAAUUGCUGUUACUCCUGUGGUGCCGCCUAAUUACACACUCGACUCGUGGAGGGGUACUUAGCAAUAGAAUAUGCUGCAAUAUUUAAUUAGCAUAAUUUUUGUUUUUUAUUUCGUUUUCGGUUUUAUUUGAAAAAAGAAGUGUAUUAUUCUUAUUUGCAUAGCGAAAAAACGAUUUGUGCUCUUUUGACCUACGAAAAAGCUACAGAAGUAAUCGAUACGAUUUGUCUAAUUACUGCAAAUUCUUGAAAAAUAUUAUUUAUCUAAAAUUUAAUCUUUUUUGUGAAAUUAAGCAAUACACGUAGGCAUUUUCUAAGUAUUUAUAAUAAUGAAGUUAGGCAUAAUUAUUUAGUUGGUAUUUGUUCGCUGAGUUCUGUAAAUUAAUGCGCAUGAGAGUAAUUAAAAAAUGAGCUAGAAAUCAUUUUUUCUUUUAACUUUGAUUUUAAUUAAUAUUGUAUAUGUAUUUAUUUGUAAGGUACAUUCCAUAUACAUACGUACAUAUACAGUUGUACUUGCAAUAUUGAGCAGCCGGUUAAGCAUUCAAGUGCUAAGAUUAUCUUUAGACACUUGCGACAGAGUAUUUUUUGUAUAAAAACGGUUUCCGAUAUUUGUUUAAUUUGAAUUACUUUACUUACUUUAGCUUUGAGCAACAAAUUUCAAAACGAGUGAAUUUCUUACUUAUUGAACGAAAUUUAUUACGUCCGAAAUUGCAAUAAUUCGAUAAUUAGUUGAGAAAUAUGUACUGAGUUUGAUUACCUUUCUCACCUGAGCUUCAUUGUGCAAAAUUUUCGAAUUUCUUUAAACCAUGUUAUUUAUUUUAGUAAAAACUAAACAAAAUAAUUUACUAAUGUGUUCUAAUAGUUUUAUGUUUCUGUCUAGUAUUUUAUAUAUAAAAAAAAAGUUAAUUCAGUAAUAUGUUAUAACUAAUUUAUAUAUACAUAUUUACUCAAAUUAUUUUUAUUUUUUAUCACAGUUUAAGUUUAAGCGACCAUUUAGCAUAAAACUGACAAACAAACAAAAGUACAUAAAAAACGA
Molecule: messenger RNA, 4269 nt
Organism: Bactrocera tryoni
Lineage: Eukaryota; Metazoa; Arthropoda; Insecta; Diptera; Tephritidae
Gene: loh
Product: thrombospondin type-1 domain-containing protein 4
Exons: 12
Coding region: 394-3267 (957 amino acids)
Biological process (GO): extracellular matrix organization
Cellular component (GO): extracellular matrix
Molecular function (GO): metalloendopeptidase activity
Source: RefSeq, a predicted model, not a curated record